This is a messenger RNA of Anas platyrhynchos (mallard), 1588 nucleotides long. It is a transcript of the gene PRDX3, whose product is annotated as peroxiredoxin 3. Lineage: Eukaryota; Metazoa; Chordata; Aves; Anseriformes; Anatidae. Gene Ontology annotation, cellular component: mitochondrion; cytosol. Gene Ontology annotation, molecular function: thioredoxin peroxidase activity. The record is from RefSeq and is a predicted model, not a curated record. Gene Ontology annotation, biological process: response to oxidative stress; hydrogen peroxide catabolic process; cellular response to stress.
UGGCACCGCCCGCCUCCCUCCUUCCCCGGUCCCUCCUUCCCCGCUCCCUCCCGCACAAGAUGGCCGCUGCCUUGGGGAGGCUCCUGCGGAGCGCGGUGCCCGCCGCCGGGAGGAGGCUGCAGGGCCGGCCCCAGCUCCUCGCCCACCGCCAGCUCAGCCUGGGCGCCUCCCGGUUGGCCCCAGCGGUCACACAGCACGCCCCGUUCUUCAAAGGCACGGCCGUGGUCCACGGGGAGUUCAAGGAGCUGAGCCUGGAUGACUUCAAGGGGAAAUACCUGGUUCUUUUCUUCUAUCCGCUGGAUUUCACUUUUGUAUGCCCUACAGAAAUUGUGGCUUUCAGCAAUAAAGCAAAUGAAUUCCGUGAUGUGAACUGUGAAGUGGUGGCGGUUUCUGUGGACUCCCAUUUUUGCCAUCUGGCCUGGAUAAAUACACCACGAAAGAGUGGCGGUUUGGGCAAAAUGAAUAUUCCAGUUCUGUCAGACCUCACAAAACAAAUCUCCCGUGAUUAUGGUGUGUUGCUAGAGGGACCUGGCAUAGCACUGAGAGGUCUCUUCAUCAUUGAUCCAAAUGGGGUCAUCAAGCAUCUAAGUGUCAAUGAUCUCCCUGUCGGCCGUAGUGUGGAAGAGACCCUUCGCUUGGUGAAAGCAUUCCAGUACGUGGAGACGCAUGGAGAGGUUUGCCCAGCAAACUGGACUCCAGAUUCCCCUACAAUCAAGCCCAGCCCAGAAGGUUCUAAAGAGUAUUUUGAAAAGGUUCAUAAAUAAACACUCAAAUAUGCAGACAAAACUCAAUGUCUUCAGCAUAGGGUAAUGAAGAAAGCAGCUGUGAUUGUAGAAAAAAUAAGUUCUCAUUUUCUCAUGUUAAGAAAAAAAAAUAAACACUGAAAUAUUUACAGACUCAGUUGUCUUGUUUUAAAAAGAAGGGUAAAAACUAAAGAUUUUUUUCCCCCUUUGCAAUUUAAGUUUUACAAAUUUCUGUAACCAGCAGUGUUGCUGAAUGUGACAGGUAGAAGAAAUACAGUUGCGUUCCACAGUGUGCUUGUGAUUGUGGUGACUUCCACCCCUGAUCCCUCUCUGAUUCUCCUCUUUCCUUAACUAGCUUUGGACCAGAAAGCUCCCCAGUUACCUUUUCUUGUGGAAAAAAAGGCAUUUCUGUAGCAGAAGUUUGAAAACACACGUGGACAAUACAGAAAACAGAGUUUUCAUGCAGAGGUUAUUUUUAAUGGUAUUUUUCAGGGGAAGAGAUGAAUGUAAUAUGCAAAAAUUAAAGUUUGUUUGUACAAAUGCACUAUAACUUGAAUGUAAUUAUGUGCCAUUUCAAUCCUGCCUAUGGUCAAAGAUACAGCGUAGCUACACAGGAGCGCUAACAAGCAUCAAGAACUUUAAUUUGGAUUAGGAUAUGGUUAAAAACUCAAACCCUAAUACUGCACUUACUGGAGCUUAAUGACAGUCUUGCUUCACUUAAAGCCAUGUUUAUCUGCGUGAAUCUGCCUCUGGGAAAACUUAAAUGUCAAUUAUUGUGCUGCUUGAAAACAAUGUAUCAUAUCUCCAGCUGUGGCAUCAUCAAUAAAUCUUAAGAUUGACUGGCA